AUGUCGACAUCUCCAUCCUCCUCCUCAGCUCCUUUAUCAGAAGAUUCAGAUCUACAGGAACUAAUGGAACAGCAGCGCAAGAACCUGCUUUCUACUCUCCCCAGACAGAGAUGGCAAGGUUCUUACCUGUACAAGUACAAUGGCUUUUGGUUCAGUACUAUGCAGAUGCCAGGGCUCGUUGAAUUCCGAAAGCACUUCCAGGCUCGAGACAGUGAUGUCCUAAUAAUCACCACUCCCAAGUCGGGCACCACAUGGCUGAAGGCCCUCGCAUUUGCCUUGAUGAACCGAAAUAUUUAUCCCAUCAACCAGAACCACCCUUUGCUCAACCAAAAUCCUCAUACUCUUGUGCUAAACUUGGAAUAUCUUAGCCCUCAUGAUAAACAGCACCCUGAUUAUUCUUUCCAAGGAUCAAGAAGACUGCUUGGAACCCACUGCCCGCUUGCGCUACUGCCCGAGUCAGUGAUGAACUCGGGUUGCAAGAUUGUCUAUCUAUGCAGAAACAUUAAGGAUAUUUUUGUCUCGUAUUGGCACUUCACUAAUAAGUUGGGGAGUACUGAAACCUCUUUCGAGGAAUUUUUUGACCUGUUUUGUAAGGGAGUGAGCUUAUCUGGACCUGUUUGGGAUCAUGUUUUAGGUUACUGGAAAGCAAGCUUGGACAAGCCCCAAAAGGUACUUUGUCUGAAGUAUGAAGAAAUGACACAAGAACCAGCUUUUAACCUGAAACAUCUUGCCGAGUUCUUGGGUUGUCCAAUUUCUCAAGAGGAAGAGACAGCAGGAGCGGUUGAUGAGAUUUUAGGGCUUUGUAGCUUUGAUCAGAUGAGAAAUUUAGAGGUGAACAAGAGCGGGACCUUGGGGAAUCUUAGGAAUCAUGCAUUUUUUCGAAAUGGUAAGGUUGGAGAUUGGAAAAAUGAUCUUCCAAGCGAGAUGGCAGGACGGCUUGAUCAGAUCACUGCACAAAAAUUCCAUGGAUCCGGAUUGGAUCUAUAA
Molecule: messenger RNA, 987 nt
Organism: Coffea arabica (coffee)
Lineage: Eukaryota; Viridiplantae; Streptophyta; Magnoliopsida; Gentianales; Rubiaceae
Product: cytosolic sulfotransferase 5-like
Molecular function (GO): sulfotransferase activity
Source: RefSeq, a predicted model, not a curated record